Capra hircus (goat) is the source of this 2337-nucleotide messenger RNA. It is a transcript of the gene HS3ST5, whose product is annotated as heparan sulfate-glucosamine 3-sulfotransferase 5. The coding region runs from base 490 to 1527 and encodes 345 amino acids. The record is from RefSeq and is a predicted model, not a curated record. The transcript has 5 exons. Gene Ontology annotation, molecular function: [heparan sulfate]-glucosamine 3-sulfotransferase activity. NCBI's taxonomy places the organism in Eukaryota, Metazoa, Chordata, Mammalia, Artiodactyla, Bovidae.
UCAGUUAGUAGCUGACUAGAUCAGGGAAAAGCCUCAAGGUUGUGGAGCAAUGGUCCCCAUCACCAUUAGACUGAAAUAUUUUAUUUAAAUUUUUCAGUACAGAUUACAUCUAACAUCCUGGUUGUUUUGGAGGAUGGCUACAAGAGACACAGAGGUAAUCAGGAACCCAGAGGCUUCAGCGUUGGCUUCCCUUCUCAGUGGCAUUUCUGGUGUCCACCUCAGGAGUCUCCUUGGCCAGCCUUGAUAUACUCAGAAAUUAAACAAAGGAUCCACUGCACAUAUUCUUCUUGAAAAUUUUCAUCAUAUAUGUUCAGAACUUACCAAAUAAGCAUAAGGAUUUGAAGGUACUAACAGAGUGAGGGACCGGCCAAAAGCACAGCAGUAAGUGUGGAGAGGCCAUGGAAUAUCCACCAACCAGAUAAUCGUCUCUGGAGUAACUGGAAGCAUCUGAAUGUAGGCUACAGGAGUCCUGAAGGUUGAUGGAGGGCCAUGCUAUUCAAACAGCAGGCGUGGCUGAGACAGAAGCUCCUGGUGCUGGGAAGCCUUGCCGUUGGAAGUCUCCUGUAUCUAGUCGCCAGAGUUGGGAGCUUGGAUAGGCUACAACCCAUCUGCCCCAUCGAAGGCCGAUUCGGAGCCCGUGGUCAGGCUGAAUUCCCCCUGCGCGCCCUGCAGUUUAAGCGUGGCCUGCUUCACGAGUUCCGGAAGGGCAACUCUUCCAAGGAGCAGGUACACCUUCAUGACCUGGUCCAGCAACUUCCCAAGGCCAUUAUCAUCGGAGUGAGGAAAGGAGGCACCAGGGCCCUGCUUGAGAUGCUGAACCUCCAUCCAGCAGUGGUCAAAGCCUCUCAAGAAAUCCACUUUUUUGACAAUGAUGAAAAUUAUGCCAAGGGCAUUGAGUGGUAUAGGAAAAAGAUGCCUUUUUCCUACCCUCAGCAAAUCACAAUUGAAAAGAGUCCAGCAUAUUUUAUCACAGAGGAGGUUCCGGAAAGGAUUUACAAAAUGAACUCAUCCAUCAAGUUGUUGAUCAUUGUCAGGGAGCCAACCACAAGAGCUAUUUCUGAUUACACUCAGGUGCUAGAGGGGAAGGAGAGGAAGAAUAAAACUUAUUACAAGUUUGAGAAGCUCGCCAUAGACCCUAAUACCUGCGAAGUGAACACGAAAUACAAGGCAGUAAGAACCAGCAUCUACACCAAACAUCUGGAAAGGUGGUUGAAGUACUUUCCAAUUGAGCAAUUCCACAUUGUUGAUGGAGAUCGCCUCAUCACGGAACCCCUACCAGAACUUCAACUCGUGGAGAAGUUCCUAAAUCUUCCCCCAAGGAUAAGUCAAUACAAUUUGUAUUUCAAUGCUACCAGAGGGUUUUACUGCUUGCGAUUUAACAUUAUCUUUAACAAGUGCCUGGCGGGCAGCAAGGGGCGCAUUCAUCCAGAGGUGGACCCCUCUGUCAUUACCAAAUUGCGCAAAUUCUUUCACCCUUUCAAUCAAAAAUUUUACCAGAUCACUGGGAGGACAUUGAACUGGCCCUAAAAUAAUAAGUCAUACAACACUGUGUGUUGUGCCUGGAGACAGACAAUGUCUCUUCUAGAUUAAAAUAUGCACUUUUCCUAGACACAACUGUCCACAUCAUUUUUCCAUGUAUACUUGUACAUACGCAAUGUGUGACCAAAUAUAAGAUCAGCUCUUUUUCUACUUAAAAUUUACAAAAAAAAACAAAAAAAAACACCAAUUUGCGGUCUACAUAGUUGCAUCUUUUAUGCUAUUUACAAAAAGAAGAGGUGGUGGUACUGGGAAAAAGUGACUUCAGCUAUUCUCAAAGAGUUAGUCUUCCUUCGAGUCAGGAUUUGUCGCCUGCCAUUUUCAUAGAUUUAAGCCAAAAGAUGAACGUGUGAAAAUGUACCAAUGGCUGUGAAGUUUCAGGAAGUAGAGGAUUCAGUUAUGCAUACUUUUCUAAGGGAAAGCUGACUCUUUAAUUCAGCUGCUGAAUUGAUGCCAUGAAAACAGAAAAUACUAUUUUCUUAUUAUUUAAAAGAAUCUUAUCUCAUAAAAUUGACAUCAUUCCAAAGUUCCUGUGGUGAUUUUGCACUAUUGUUUUCUCGUAUGGACCAUGGUGUCACUCGUAGCAUGUCAAUCACACGUCGGAAAGUGGAGUCCUUUUGCUUCCAUGUUCUAUGUCAACAAAGAGAAAUGUCAUGUACAUAAUGUAUAUAGUUGUAAAUACUGCUUUCACACUAAGUAAUUCUAUUUUGUAAACUGAAUAUGGCUAUUUAAUUUAUUGUGAAAAUUAAAUUUAUUGUGGUAUUUAAAAAAUGGAAUGGAUUAAAAUUACUCUAUGUGCAA